Messenger RNA from Ananas comosus (pineapple), 1463 nucleotides. Its product is annotated as ribokinase. The transcript has 4 exons. Gene Ontology annotation, molecular function: ribokinase activity. Gene Ontology annotation, biological process: D-ribose metabolic process. Lineage: Eukaryota; Viridiplantae; Streptophyta; Magnoliopsida; Poales; Bromeliaceae. Bases 86 to 1237 code for a protein of 383 amino acids. The record is from RefSeq and is a predicted model, not a curated record.
UAUAUUAUGAGUGUAGUGUUGACUUUUCUGAAGCCUCUUUCGACGACGAUCGCCUCUCCAUCUCCGCAUCUUCUUCUUCUUCUCCAUGAAAGCCGUAGCUCGACUCCUCCCUCACUCCCCUCCUCCUCUCCCUUCCCCGCCGCAUCGCUCCAACUACUACAGCCCCCAAAACCCUAACCCUAAGCUCGCACACCUCUCCUUCCCCUUCAAUCCCUCCUCCUACGCCGCCGCCGCCGCGGCCGCGGCGGUUCCCCGCGCACUCUCCUCCGCCGGCGCGGCGGAGCAGGAGAAGCCGAUCGUGGUGGUGGGAUCCGCCAACGCCGACAUCUACGUCGAGAUCGACCGCCUCCCCCGGCCCGGAGAGACCGUCGCCGCGAGCCGGGGGCGCACGCUCGCCGGGGGAAAGGGCGCCAACCAGGCCUGCUGCGGCGGCCGCCUCGCCCCCGGGAACCCCACCUACCUCGUCGGCCGCGUCGGCGACGACGCGCACGGCCGCCUCAUCGAGGACGCGCUCCGCGGCGGCGGCGUCCGCCUCGACCGCCUCGCGCGCGUCGGCGCCGCGCCCUCCGGCCACGCCGUCGUGAUGCUCCAGCCCGACGGCCAGAACUCCAUCAUCAUCGUCGGCGGCGCCAACAUGAGCGGGUGGCCCCGCGAGCCCCGCCGCGAGGACCUCGACCUCGUCCGCGGCGCCGGGAUCCUCCUGCUCCAGCGGGAGAUCCCCGAUUGGGUCAACGCCCAGGUCGCGCAGGAAGCAAAAGGCGCUGGAGUACCUGUUAUAAUGGAUGCUGGAGGCGUCGACACUCCUAUUCCAAAGGAACUCUUUGGUUUUGUGGACAUUUUUAGCCCGAAUGAAACAGAGCUGGCACGUUUGACCGGAAUGCCCACAGAGACAUUCGAGCAGAUCAGUCAGGCUGCGGUGAAAUGCCAUGAAAUGGGGCUCAAGCUAGUCCUAGUGAAACUCGGGUCGAAUGGAUCAGCUCUAUUUGUCGAAGGGGAGGAACCUAUCCGACAACCCGUUAUUCCUGCCGCCAAAGUAGUCGAUACCACCGGAGCCGGUGAUACAUUCACAGCCGCUUUUGCCGUGGCUCUUGUCGAGGGCAAGCCCAUGAAGGAAUGCUUAAGAUUUGCUGCUGCAGCAGCUUCUCUGUGUGUUCAAGUGAAGGGGGCCAUUCCAAGCAUGCCCGAUAGGAAAUCGGUCGUCGAGCUUCUCCAAUCUCCCGCGCUUGAGACUAUAUAAAAAUAAACAAUUAGGUGAUUCUUUUACUUCUUCCUUCCGAAAAUAAAUGUGUAAGUAGUUUCCUCUUUUGACGAUUUGAUGUUGGAGUUUGUCUGUAAUCUGUAUCAGUGUUCAACUUUCAGUCUCAAGGAAUGCUCCUUUGAGCAACAUUUUUACCGAAAUGGUCGUUGCGAUGCGAGUAUUUGCUCUUAUAAUGGUUGAAUGAAAAGUGCAUUUUGUUGUCUCA